Molecule: messenger RNA, 3335 nt
Organism: Etheostoma spectabile (orangethroat darter)
Lineage: Eukaryota; Metazoa; Chordata; Actinopteri; Perciformes; Percidae
Gene: erp44
Product: endoplasmic reticulum protein 44
Exons: 11
Coding region: 123-1355 (410 amino acids)
Biological process (GO): protein folding
Cellular component (GO): endoplasmic reticulum-Golgi intermediate compartment; endoplasmic reticulum membrane
Molecular function (GO): protein disulfide isomerase activity
Source: RefSeq, a predicted model, not a curated record
CUCACGUUUCCGUGGUCACCGUGAGAUUGGUUCGCCGUCGGUUUCCUGCAGCAGUAAGAAAAGCAGCGUCGAGACAAACUGGGAAGACUCAACACCACCACCUCCAAUAACUAUACUGUACAAUGAAACUAAUAGCAAUAUCUCCCUCUCUGGAUAUUCGCUUCGUCACGGUUUUACUGCUGGUGAUGGGCCUCUCUACUCCUGGACAAGCAGAAAUCACCAGUCUGGAUUCAGCCAACAUUGAUGAUGUCCUAAAUAAUGCUGGGGUGGCAUUAGUCAAUUUUUACGCUGACUGGUGCAGGUUCAGUCAGAUGCUCCAUCCAAUUUUUGAGGAGUCAUCUAACAUAGCGAGAGAGGAGUUCCCUGAAACCAAGCAGGUGGUGUUUGCCCGUGUUGACUGUGACCAACAUUCGGACAUAGCCCAGCGGUACCGCAUCACCAAGUAUCCGACAUUGAAGUUGUUCCGUAAUGGGAUGAUGAUGAAGAGGGAGUACAGGGGUCAGAGGUCAGUGGCGGCCAUCGCUGACUUCAUCCGCCAGCAGCAGGUCGACCCUGUGAAAGAGAUACACUCAAUGGAGGAGGUUAAUACUCUGGAUAGGAGCAAGAGAAACAUCAUAGCUUACUUUGAAAUUAGGGACUCCGAUAACUACCACACAUUUGAAAAAGUUGCCAACAUCCUUCGAGAUGACUGCACGUUCACGGCUGCCUUUGGAGCCGUAUCUGAGACUGAGCGCUUCAGUGGAGACAAUAUCAUCUACAAGCCUGUAGGGGAGGGCAUCCCUGACAUGGUCUACCUCGGCUCACUCACCAACUUCGACCUGACCUACGCAUGGGCCCAGGACAAGUGUGUGCCUCUGGUCAGGGAGAUCACCUUUGAAAAUGGAGAGGAGCUGACUGAAGAAGGAAUUCCUUUCCUUAUCUUGUUCCAUGUCAAAGAAGACACAGCAAGCUUGGAGAAGUUCCAGCAUGAAGUGGCUCGCCAGCUCAUCAGCGAGAAAGGGUCUAUAAACUUCCUGCACGCGGACUGCGAGAAGUUUCGCCAUCCUCUGCUCCAUAUCCAGAAAACUCCUGCUGACUGUCCCGUCAUCGCUAUAGACUCAUUCAGACACAUGUAUGUCUUUCCUGACUUUCAAGACCUCAAUAUUCCUGGCAAACUGAGACAGUUUGUGUUGGACCUCCACUCUGGAAAGCUACACCGAGAGUUUCACCAUGGCCCUGACCCCACGGACAGCACGCCCGGACAGGAGGAGAUUGAAAGAGACGUGGCCAGCAGCCCCCCAGACAGCUCGUUCCAGAAGCUGGCACCCAGCGAGACUCGCUACACCAUCCUCACACGAGACCGUGAUGAGCUGUGACCUCAACAGCCUUCCAGUGAUCCUGUGACUCAAUGCCACGCCCCAGAGUCAGGGAGGGGGUUUGGGUUGGGACAGGCCAGCGGGACAAAACAGCAACACCCAACACCCUUACUGAAGAGAGAAAGAGAGAGAAGAGCAGGAAAAUGAAGAGGAAGAAAGAGGAGAAAAAGAAGACCAGGAGGAGAAAAGAGGGGUUCAGUCCACGACACAACCAUGUUGAAAUAACCUAUAUUUUCAUAACUCUUUCACGUACAAUUUUUAUUUUGGAUCAAACGGAAGGGGGGUAAAGUCGAAAAUGUGUGGGCAGGGGUUAGGGGCAUUAGGGCAUCAAGAGAAGUGUUUUUACUUUUAUUUUUUGGAGCUUGUAAAUAUGUUUGUGCUACAUGGGAGUCUCAUUGUUGGUCUAAAUUAAAUGCAGAGUUUUCUUUAUUUUAUUUCUUUCUUUUACAUCACCCGGCUUUUUGUAGUAAAAAAAACCCGAACAGUUCCUCACUCCAGUUGUACGGUUCUUAUCUGUGGGUGGUCCAGUUCAGCCUGUCUAAUAGGAGACGCUUGUUUAGUCUCUGACCUCAUGACUGAGCCUCAAUAUGACCAACUCUAGUCUAAUUAAUUUGUAUAGUACAAGUUAUAACAAUAUGGCUGUUUGAAGUAGCUGUAUCUCCAUAUCUUCUCCGCACACAGAGUCUUGAAGGAAUAGAAAAAUAUUUUUAAAUGCUUGGUAGGGCUAACGUAAUUUUAAACACAACUUCAACAGAAGAUAAAGAGACAGCUACUCCAUUCUACUUCAUGCACCCCUUCUCUCCCUGGUACUUAAUGGUUAUGGAUGGUCUCUUACAGUGCUUAUAAAAGUAUUGCCCCCUCAGAACUUUUUAUGCGUCACUGUUUUACAACGCUGAAUCACAGUGGAUGUAAUCAACAGAAAAUUCUGUCAAAGUGAAUGAGCCCUUCUGGCCAUCAUUCUAAAUUCCGUGUUCAGUUUAAGCCUAAAACUACACCACCAAAACACAUCAACCCCAUCAUGAAGCCUGCUGGUGGCAGCAGCAUGCUGUGUGGAGGCUUCUUUGUAGCGGGCCCUGGGCGACUUGUGACGGUAGAAGUUAUAAUUGAUGCAGCAAAGUACAGAGCAAUAUUGGUAAAAAAAAAAAUACAACUUUAGAUGUAUAUUUUACAGCAAGACAACCUCAAACAAAGCCAAAUCUACAAAGGAAAGUGACCGUGAAAGAUGUAGUGUCCAGAUGUGUAAAGGUAUUACAGUCCUAUUUAAGUAGGCCUAAGGCUGUAACUGUUCACAAAGGUGCCUCUAUUAAGUAUUGUCUUAAAGGACAUCAAUGCUUAUGCAAUCAGGAAUUUUUGGAAUUUUGUACCCAAAGAAAUCUGAACGUCUUAUUUUUCUGUUCAGUGUCUAAAAUGCUGAUUACCUCCACUACUGUAAAACAUUAAAAGUCAAAGGGGGCUGGAUACCUUUUUAAAGGCACAGUGUUUGCAUGACACCUCUGAGUUGUGUUCCAGGGAUUCAAAUAGAGGGGGAAAAAAAGGUUCUGCAAUGAUGUACUUUAAAAUGGUUAUGAAUUUAUGAAAUGGCUGUUGUUUUUGCCGUUACCUGUUGUCAAGUGUGUCAUCAUGCUGGGGGAGUCCUUCCCAGUGUUUUAAGAAGCAGCGAGUCAAGAGGGGGAAAAUCCAUGUGAUGAACAGUGGAAGUUUACAGUCUGCCACUUUAUACAAGUUCUCUUAACACUGGUUUUGUCUCUUUAUAUGAGCUUUUGGUACAAGUCUACAUCCCUGAGAUCCCCUGAGUGUGAAUGCAUCCAAAAGCGGAAGCCAGAUUGAGUGUGGGGACCCAUCGCUAAGUUUGUACUGUGCAUCCUGCCCUUCCAUUUAGGCCAACAGAUACCUGCAUAGUGACAUAUCAGCCCACAUACAGGAGGUCAACAGGGGGGAGUGUGAUGCCAUUUCUAAACCAGUCAUCUCAGAGGAGAAGAG